UUCAAAUUCAAAGUCAAAAGCCUCCACCUUUCCUUCUCGUCUUCUCUUCUCUUCCCCAAAAUACCGCUUCAAGACUCUCAUAUUAGUGAGAGAAAAUGUCAGAGAUAGCUGGAGACGCAUGGAAGAAUUACCUUCGCCAACUGCAACUUCACCCUCUUAGAACUAAGGCAGUGACAGCGGGAGUAUUAGCAGGAUGUAGUGAUGCAAUUGCUCAGAAGCUUUCUGGAAUAAAGAAGCUUCAGUUGAGAAGGUUGCUUCUCGUUGUGCUCUAUGGUUUUGCAUAUGGAGGGCCUUUUGGUCACUUUCUGCACAAGCUGAUGGAUGUUAUUUUCAAAGGAAGGAAGGGCAAUGCAACUGUUGCUAAGAAGGUACUGUUGGAACAAUUAACUAGUUCCCCAUGGAACAACAUGGUUUUUAUGAUGUACUAUGGCCUGGUAGUUGAGGGACGACCUUGGAUUUUUGUUAAGAACAAAGUUAGAAAGGACUACCCUUCUGUCCAGUUGACUGCGUGGAAGUUUUGGCCUAUCGUCGGUUGGAUAAACUACCAAUAUAUGCCUCUGCAGUUCCGUGUUGUGUUUCACAGCUUUGUAGCUUCAUGCUGGGGAAUAUUUCUAAACCUAAAAGCACGUUCUGUUGCUAUUAAAAAGGCUUAAGGAUGGAGGAAACCCCAUUUCUGUCUUGUAGUGGUUACCUAGCUCUGUUUAUGCAUUGUCAUCAGAACUUUUGUUAUAUCUUAUCAAUUAAUAAUGAAAAUUGGUGUUGGAUGGUUCUUUCAAAAUUGCAUGAGAUGAUUCCCCCCCCUCAUGUUUCAUAAUUUUUAUGAAAUAACAAAAAUCCCACCCUUGUUGCUA
Magnolia sinica is the source of this 851-nucleotide messenger RNA. RefSeq names its product peroxisomal membrane protein PMP22-like. Bases 96 to 653 code for a protein of 185 amino acids. The transcript is spliced from 7 exons. The record is from RefSeq and is a predicted model, not a curated record. Gene Ontology annotation, cellular component: membrane; cytoplasm. Lineage: Eukaryota; Viridiplantae; Streptophyta; Magnoliopsida; Magnoliales; Magnoliaceae.